This is a messenger RNA of Schizosaccharomyces octosporus yFS286, 3059 nucleotides long. RefSeq names its product transcription factor Thi5. The record is from RefSeq and is a predicted model, not a curated record. Gene Ontology annotation, biological process: DNA-templated transcription; positive regulation of transcription by RNA polymerase II. The transcript has a single exon. NCBI's taxonomy places the organism in Eukaryota, Fungi, Ascomycota, Schizosaccharomycetes, Schizosaccharomycetales, Schizosaccharomycetaceae. The coding region runs from base 428 to 2863 and encodes 811 amino acids. Gene Ontology annotation, molecular function: zinc ion binding; sequence-specific DNA binding; DNA-binding transcription factor activity, RNA polymerase II-specific. Gene Ontology annotation, cellular component: nucleus.
CUUCAUCUUAGACUAUGUACGUUUCAGAAAAAUAACCCCAAGAACAACGAAUCCAUACUACGGCGGCAGGAAAAGAUUUAUAUGCGUAAAUAGUUAAUUCUCUUGCUUUCUAAACACUUUUCACUAUGCAUUUAAACUAAAAAUCAAAGAGUUUCUCGAAUUACGUAGCGCAAACACUGCUCAUCCAUUCAUCAAACUUCAAGCUUUUCAUUUUGAAUUGUUUUUAAUGAAGUAUUUUUAUAUAAACAAAAUCCGAUCUACUCAUAAAUUCAUAAAACAUAUGUGAGAGUUGCUCAAAUCGCUUAUCCUUACUUUAACUACUUUUAGCAAGUAAACGGAUAGCUACGCCCGAUGGACAUACUCAGGAAAUCUGUAAUCUUGUGGAAGUAUGUGAAUUUUGAAUAUAGACAAUUUUUUUAUAUUUCUAAUGUUGCCUGAGGGCUUCUCCCAUCGGCCUCUAUACCUAGAACAAAAGAGUGAAUUCAAUAAGCAGAAACGUAGGGUUCCCGUCGGCAUACGAAAACGAGUACGACAUGCUUGUUUAGGCUGUCGGUCAAAAAAAGUUCGCUGUACAGGCAAGGAGCCGUGCUAUUCUUGUGAAGUUUUGGGGAUUCAGUGCGUUUAUGAGGUUGCCGAAAAGCAAAGGUCUCUUCCGUCCAAGCAAUUCGUUGCAGAAUUAAAGAAACGACAAAAAUGUUUUGAAUUUUUAUUCGAGCAUAUCUGCCCUUCAGUCCCUCAAUGUACGCGGUCCUUGGUCCAACUAUGUAAUAAUAUAGAGUUUCAUAUGAAACAAGGAAUGUCAGUUGCUUCUUUGGUUAAGCCUGCAAUUGUAGAUGAAAGUCUUUAUAAUCCUACUUUGAAUCCUAAUGAAGAGACUACAGAGAAGUCCACGAAUCAAUUACAAAUGAAAGAUCUCUUUGAUUGUAGAGAGCAUGCUCGGUGUUCUUCGUACAAAAAGUCUUCCAUCUUAGAACCUUUGGCAAACUCAACUGAACAUUCUAUUAGUUUCCUACCCACUGAGCGCCUCUCUCAUGAUUUGUUAGGACCACUUCUCAUUGGACCAACUUCAUCUUCAAUUCUUUUGGAUGAAGUAGUUUCGUCCUUGAAUAUUUUGAAAUGUUCAUCUUCUUAUCUAGGUUUUGACCCACUGCCGCUUUCCAUGCAAUUUUCGGAAGCUUCAGAUUCUUCUCUACCGAAGUCUGUUGAAAACGACUUGGUCCCAUUAGGACAAUCUUCUAAGCAUAAAUCCUCAGAAAUAACCUCAAAAUGUCUGGAAUCACUAUCUCUUUUAGCUUGUCAUAUGCUACCUUCUCUAUCAACUGCAAAACAGCUCUCUGAUAUAUAUUUUAGUCGUUUUCAAUGCAUCCUACAAUUUUAUCCAGCUUCGUUGUUUUACAAACGCUACCAAAUCUUUCAUGAUUUUCCGAAAUCGCCAAACAACUUGGACAUUAGCUUUCUUAUUGUAUCAAUGAGCAUUAUGGCUCUUGGCAGUAUGAGCGCGAAUAACGAUAGGAUCCAUAUAGAAGAACCUAUUGAAGAUAUAUCUGGACUUUUCAGUAUUAGUGAGAAAUUACUCUUUUCUCUUCUGCAAAAUUAUAGUGUCUCCACGGUGCAAGCGGUAGCUUUUGUUGCAUUUCAGUGUCUUAUGACAGACAGAAUCAGGGAAGCUUUCUCUUAUGUAGGAUUAGCCUUGCAUAUAGCUCGAAUCAUUGGGCUUGAAGUAUCUGGCUCUACCGAGAUCACUGGUGACUCAGUUACUCCGGAGAUUCAUACAAGAUUAGUAUGGUCUCUUCGCGUACUCUCUUCUAUAUUGUUUCUCCAGAAGGGGAUUACCCCUAUAGUUAAUUUGUUUUCAGCAAAUGAUUUUUGUUUUACAACGCUGCCAAAAACAAUGCCUGAGUUGGAGAUUCCUUUUAUUCCAUCCACAAUCUCGCAUUUUACGUCUACAAUCAAACUCUUCUCAACUGCAGUACCUUCACUGCUAUCUAUAUAUAAUUUAAUGGGACAUUGCAUCGAUCAAAAACAAGAUUAUACGUCUCUUUUGUCCAAGGUUAAAGAAGCGUCUCAAAGGUUUAAACAAUGGAAGGCGGAACUCCCGUUUCAACUAGAACAUGGGAAUUACGACCAAUCGAGUCCUUUAUUUCACGGGAGUGUUUUCUUGCUUCUUUUGUAUCAUCAUGUUAACCUUCUACUUUUUGGACCAAUAUUUUUAUAUUAUUUGCGCUUGAAUUCUAAUAGCCUUUCUUUGCAGUCGCCAUCAAUUCCGGUGUCUGUGUCCGUAACCCCAGAGACAAAUUCUUGUAUAGACUCUGUACAGUCAAUUUUAUCGCUCAUUUCAUUCUUGCAAGAGAAUGGUGGCUUAAAUACUUUUUCAUCUCUCGAAUUUGAAGUUGUGUAUACGGCAGCAUCGAUAUGUCUAUUAUUUGUCGUAACAAAAUUUACUGAUGACAGGCAUCUAUCAGACUGUAUUCGCCUUUUAAAAGCCAUGGUAUCUGUAUCUAUUGAUUCCCAAAGGAAAUUGCAAAAAUUAGAAGCUAUAGUGUCUCAAUAUAAAAACAAAUCUAAAACCGCACAUCAGAAAACAAGCUUUGUUGAUGCUGAAGCUUCGUCUGAACUUUCUCAAGUGCAAGAAGGAUAUCUUGCAUGGAAAACCUGGAUACAGCAGCUUUCCAAGGACACAGAUUUACCUGUUGGUCAUUCAUUGAACUCUAAGUCCAAGUCUAAAUCUUUCGAGAUGGAUUCACACCUCAAUCAUGAAAAAUUCCAAUCGCAGGCUGAAUGUACUACAAGUUCAUAUCAUCCCUUUCUUUCAUGGCAUGAAGCAUUGCUUAACAUGGAUAUAGAGUCGAAUAAUCUAAACUAGGGUAUGUGAUUGGCAUUGGGACUUUUUUAAUUUGUAUGUUCUUUGUUACAAAAUUCAUUUUUCUAUUUAUUUUAUAUAAUUAAUUGUUUUACAUAAUAUAAACGAAACCUUCUAAUGAGCUUAAUGUUCCAAUAUUUGGGUUUCUGUCCAGCCUUAUCUGUAAACAACCUACCUGUUUACUACAACAACACGAAGA